Molecule: messenger RNA, 2157 nt
Organism: Populus trichocarpa (black cottonwood)
Lineage: Eukaryota; Viridiplantae; Streptophyta; Magnoliopsida; Malpighiales; Salicaceae
Product: beta-amylase 1, chloroplastic
Exons: 4
Coding region: 130-1878 (582 amino acids)
Biological process (GO): polysaccharide catabolic process
Molecular function (GO): beta-amylase activity
Source: RefSeq, a predicted model, not a curated record
UCUCUUCCUUCAUUUCCUGCACCGUUCAAAUUUCAACAGCUCUCGUGUCGUGACAUAGAAGAAAGAAAAAGGAAAAGAAAACGAAAGAGGAAGGAAAUAGCUCUCCGUGUGAUUUGUACAGAAACGGCAAUGAACAUAACACAUCAGAUCGGAGCUUUAGCCGGAACACCAAUCCAAGCAGAAUCAAUAACCAACACUGAAACCACCGCAACAGCCAGCGCAGCGGCGGUGUGGAAAACUCCAAUACCAAACAUCCGAUGCAAAAUCACAAAACCAGACACCGCCGAGCAAAAAUCACAACCAACAAGCCCUUGUAGGUCUCCAAUACUAAGCGCCGGCAACGGCAUCCGUCCGGAUCUAUCAGUGGCAUGCCGAGCAUUCGCAACAGAAACAAUGGACUUGGUGAGUUUUGACGAGACAACAGAACAAGAGAAGACGUAUAAAGAGGUGAACACGGUGAAGGAGAAAGGAGUGCCAGUUUACGUGAUGAUGCCGUUGGAUAGUGUGACGAUGAGUAACACGUUGAAUAGAAGGAAAGCGAUGAAUGCAAGUUUACAGGCGUUGAAGAGCGCAGGCGUGGAAGGGGUGAUGAUGGAUGUCUGGUGGGGAUUAGUGGAGAGAGAUACGCCUGGUGUGUAUAAUUGGGGAGGGUAUACCGAACUCUUAGAAAUGGCUAAACGACAUGGUCUUAAGGUUCAGGCUGUGAUGUCGUUUCAUCAGUGUGGCGGCAACGUUGGUGAUUCUUGCACGGUUCCAUUGCCAAAGUGGGUUGUGGAGGAGGUUCAUAAAGAUCAAGACCUUGCAUACACUGAUCAGUGGGGGAGGAGGAAUUAUGAGUAUGUAUCACUUGGGUGCGAUAGCAUUCCAGUUCUCAAGGGGAGGACACCUGUGCAAUGUUACUCUGAUUUUAUGCGGGCCUUUAGGGACAACUUCAAACACCUUCUUGGUGACACCAUUGUGGAAAUCCAAGUGGGAAUGGGUCCAGCAGGUGAGCUCCGCUAUCCUUCGUACCCGGAGCAGAAUGGAACUUGGAGAUUUCCUGGAAUCGGAGCCUUCCAAUGUUACGAUAAGUAUAUGUUGAGUAGCUUGAAAGCAGCGGCGGAAGCUGCUGGUAAGCCAGAAUGGGGUAGCACAGGCCCAACUGAUGCUGGUGAGUACAACAACUGGCCGGAAGACACCCGGUUUUUCAGAAAAGAAGGUGGUGGCUGGACUUGUCCCUAUGGUGAAUUCUUCCUCUCUUGGUACUCGCAGAUGCUCUUAGACCACGCUGAGAGAAUAUUGUCGUCAGCGAAGGCUAUCUAUGAGAAUACUGGUGUAAAGAUCUCAGUGAAGAUUGCAGGAAUUCAUUGGCACUAUGGAACCCGGUCUCAUGCCCCAGAGCUCACAGCAGGAUAUUAUAACACGAGAAACAGAGAUGGUUACCUUCCUAUUGCUCAAAUGUUAGCUCGGUAUGGUGCUAUAUUCAAUUUCACUUGCAUAGAAAUGCGUGACCAUGAACAGCCACAGGAUGCCCUUUGUGCCCCUGAGAAGCUUGUGAGGCAAGUGGCUUUAGCAACGCGAGAAGCAGAGGUUCCUCUUGCCGGGGAAAAUGCACUGCCACGAUAUGAUGAGAACGCACAUGAGCAAAUUUUGCAGGCGUCAUCAUUGAAUAUUGAUGGAAACUCAAAAGACAGCGAGAUGUGUGCUUUUACGUACUUGAGAAUGAACCCUCACUUAUUUCAACCAGAUAACUGGAGACGCUUCGUGGGAUUUGUGAAGAAGAUGAAUGAAGUGAAGAGUCCUGACCGGUGUUUGGAGCAGGUUGAGAGGGAAGCGGAGCAUUUUGUGCAUGUAAGUCGACCUUUAGUAAAGGAGGCGGCUGUGGCUCAUAUGCACUAGGAUUCGGAGGGCUACUCGUAACAAAUCACAGGAACAGCAGCCCAAGUCCCUGCUCUAGCCAUGGCUGCUUUUCAUAUGCUAUGGCUAUAGAGGUGCUCUCAGCACCAAAGCACUGGGGAAUUUGCUAAUGUAAUGUGAAAAAUUGGACUUGCAUUAUAGGAACUCUGAGGAUACGCAUCAUGUCCAUUACCAACUACCACUUCUUCUCAUCAAAACAAUGACAUUAUAUAUGUAUCGCAAUCAUUUCCUUUUUUGAUAAAUUAUUACGCCUUAAUUUUA